AUGGCGGUCCCCGAGCCCCGGCCCAACCACACCAUCUACAUCAACAACCUCAACGAGAAGAUCAAGAAGGACGAGCUGAAGAAAUCCCUGUAUGCCAUCUUCUCCCAGUUUGGCCAGAUCCUCGACAUUCUGGUGUCUCGCAGUCUGAAGAUGCGGGGCCAGGCCUUCGUCAUCUUCAAGGAGAUCAGCAGCGCCACCAACGCUUUGAGGUCCAUGCAGGGCUUCCCCUUCUAUGAUAAGCCCAUGAGGAUCCAGUACGCCAAAUCCGACUCGGACAUCAUUGCCAAGAUGAAGGGCACUUUUGUGGAGCGGGACCGCAAGCGCGAGAAGCGGAAGCCCAAGGGCCAGGAGGUGGCCGUGGUCAAGAAGCAGCUCCCCGGAGCAGCAGCUCCAGUGGCCCCCGCGGUCCAAGGCGCUGUGCCCGGGAUGCCGCCCAUGAACCAAGCCCCACGGAUGAUGCCUCACAUGCCUGGCCAGCCCCCCUACAUGCCUCCUCCAGGAAUGAUGCCGCCCCCUGGCAUGGCACCAGGGGCCAUGCCACCUGGGGCCAUGCCACCUCAACAAAUGCUGCCUGGGCAGAUGGCCCCAGCGCAGCCACUAUCGGAGAAUCCACCCAAUCACAUCUUGUUCCUCACCAAUCUGCCCGAAGAGACCAACGAGCUGAUGCUCUCCAUGCUGUUCAAUCAGUUUCCCGGGUUCAAGGAAGUGCGGCUGGUCCCUGGCCGGCAUGACAUCGCCUUCGUGGAGUUUGACAAUGACGUGCAGGCCGGAGCUGCCCGUGAUGCCCUGCAGGGCUUCAAGAUCACCCAAAACAACGCCAUGAAGAUCUCCUUUGCCAAGAAGUGACGCCUCUCCU
Molecule: messenger RNA, 856 nt
Organism: Euleptes europaea (tarantolino)
Lineage: Eukaryota; Metazoa; Chordata; Lepidosauria; Squamata; Sphaerodactylidae
Gene: SNRPA
Product: small nuclear ribonucleoprotein polypeptide A
Exons: 6
Coding region: 1-846 (281 amino acids)
Biological process (GO): mRNA splicing, via spliceosome
Cellular component (GO): U1 snRNP
Molecular function (GO): U1 snRNA binding
Source: RefSeq, a predicted model, not a curated record